Molecule: messenger RNA, 1641 nt
Organism: Owenia fusiformis
Lineage: Eukaryota; Metazoa; Annelida; Polychaeta; Sabellida; Oweniidae
Source: the annotation of a GenBank genome assembly
GCCAUUUUAUGAAAUGAAGAAAAGACAAAAUAAAAUUACUUCUCACUUUGGAUCACCUUUUAAGAGUAACCAAAUAAAAUAUAAGAGAGGCCCGCGGCCAGUGUACAAGAAUAUAUCAAGUAAAUGGUUCACGGCGAAUAGAAUUGUAACUUUAAGACACCUUUCUAAAAGAGACUGACAAUUUUUAGGGGUCUUUCUGCUAUUACUUGUGGCUCAGGAGAAUACUCCACGAGCUAUAACUGCCUUGCUAUACAGUCGAGUCCUAGCGCGGCUGCUUGUCCAGUGUAUGAUAUUGUUCCUCCGCCAUCAUGGUCUCCCACUUGUCAAGGGCCAGGUGGAUUUUGGUACAUCCAUGUCGGGGGAUUAGACACAGCAUGGGUAUCAGGUUCUGAUGCGAUGUGUUUGUCUACCGGUAGAGUACCAGUUGCUUUUGGCACUCAACCUUGUCAGUACAAAUCAUCCCUAAGUGUGUGUGAGGAAAUGCUCGUACAUGCUGGAUGUUCUUGGAAAGCAACGACUCAAGCAGAUACGCAACCAACUACAACCGAAACGACAAAAACUGAACCAACGACUACUAAACCCACUACAAUCGAACCCAUAACAACCAAAUCCAUAACAACUGAACCCACAACAAACAAGCAAACUACAGCCGAACUCAUUACAAUCGAACUCACUACAGCCAAACCAACUACAUCUGAACACACAACAGCCAAACCCACUACAAUCGAACUCACUACAACUGAACGCCCUACAACCAAACCAGCAACAACUGAACUCACAACAACUGCGCCAAUUACAAUUGAAGCUUCUACCACUACACCCAUUACAAGUGCACCCACUACAACUGAUCCUGCAACAGCAGAACUUACGAUAUCUGAGCAAAAUACAGUUGAACAUACAACUGCGAUAAUGGCAGUUGAACCUAAUACUACUCAAAAUGAUACCACAUUUCACGCCAAUGAACCUUCAACUGGACAUUUUGCAGCAUUCAAUUUCACUCUUACGACCAACAAAGGAUUAACUAACACAGACGCAAAUACUCCACAAGCUUCCGAAACGACAUCUUUAUUUACACUAAACGAAACUCAAUCUAAAACAUUUACCCCGGGAAAUGUCAAAACUCAUCCAGAUAUAUCUCAAUAUCAGUAUGUGAAUGGAAUGUACUUUGCAACUGAUGUGGCCUCGUUAACAAUCGGCGGAUUUGGAAUUGCUAUUUUCCUUUCAAUAAUUGGUGCAGUUAUUUUGGUUGAUGUCAUGACAAUCAAAAACAAUAUCAUCCCAAAGAAAAAGUAUGCAAGGCGAGGAAGAUUAAGAAAAGAUAUUUCGCAACUGCUUCUUUUGGAUAUCGAAUGAAUCACAAAUGGCCCCCAUGGAGUAUGGGCAACUUAGAUCACGUAUUAAUGAAUUGUAUAUAAAUAUACAUUGUGUCCCAAAUUAACAAAAUGAAACAUGUCGAAUAUAAUUCUUUUUAAUUAAUUCAAAGAGCUGAACUAUAUGUUUAAAUACUACUACUAUGGCAUUAUAUGUUCUGAAGUAAUAUGUAGAUACACUUUGGAUUAAAUAGAAGUGCUGUGUAAUAUUAUAAAAAAUAACAUGCACGUCUUUUGAUUACUUGUACAAAAUACAUGCACAGAAUUACUC